Anopheles merus is the source of this 1802-nucleotide messenger RNA. Its product is annotated as zinc carboxypeptidase-like. The record is from RefSeq and is a predicted model, not a curated record. The transcript has 2 exons. The coding region runs from base 286 to 1590 and encodes 434 amino acids. Gene Ontology annotation, molecular function: zinc ion binding; metallocarboxypeptidase activity. Gene Ontology annotation, biological process: proteolysis. NCBI's taxonomy places the organism in Eukaryota, Metazoa, Arthropoda, Insecta, Diptera, Culicidae.
ACAGUGAGCGUGUUUUUUUUUCAUUUCCCGGCAACGUCUAGUGAGAUAAAAGCGAGCUAUAGUAAUCCUUCGUCAUCGUCUCUUGGUAUUUCGACACUGCAAUUGGAGAUUGUCUUACGGGUCUGGUGGUGAUUUCUUUUUUUUUUAAUAUAAAACAAACGUACAGAGAGAUAAGAUAGCUUUCACGACGGUGCGUGUCCAUCAAAAUUCAUAGAGACACGGUUGCAAACCCCUAUCCCGACGAACAAGCCGGACUCGCGCAGCCUCUCCUCAGUCGCAGGCAAGAUGUCUGGUAAAACGGAUUUCCUUCAAGCCGUGCUGCUUACGCUAAUACUCACUGUUUCGUCGCUUUUCCAAGGUGCUGCCGCCGCGGAUGGAGCCGCUCGGUACGACCAUUACCGGCUGUACCGUGUCGAGCUGGCGACGGACGAGCAGGUGCAGCUGUUCCAGCAGCUCGAGGCGAAGAGCGACAGCUGCACCUUUUACGGCCAUGCGCGGCAACCGGGCCAGCAGCUCACGAUCAUGGUGUCCGCCAGCAAGGUCGCGGACUUUGAGGAUCUGCUCGCGCUACACGCAGUGAGCGGGCGCGUGCUCGAGCGCAACAUGCAGCAGUUAAUCGAGCGGGAAGCGGCCACGGUACAACCGGCCAGCACCGACCCGAGCCAGAUGGACUGGGAGCACUACUUUCAGCUCGAGACGAUUUACGCCUGGAUGGAGCUGCUGGCGGAACGCUUCCCGGGCGCGGUAAGCACGCUCGACAUAGGCACCAGCUACGAGGGGCGCCCGAUCAGGGGGGUGAAGCUGUCGCGCCGUCCCGGCAACAAAGCGAUCGUGGUCGAGGGUGGCAUACACGCGCGGGAGUGGAUUUCCCCCGCCACGGCCACAUUUCUGCUGCACGAGCUGGUCACGUCGGAGGACCCGACCGUGCGCGAGCUCGGCACCGCAUACGAUUGGUUCUUCUUCCCGAUCGUAAACCCGGACGGGUACCGGUUCACCUUCACCGGAGACCGGCUGUGGCGCAAAAACCGCAAACCGUACGGCCUGUGCCGCGGUGUCGAUCUGAAUCGCAACUUCGACAGCAACUGGGGCGGAGUCGGUUCGAGCGACGAUCCGUGCAGUUACGACUUUUCCGGCAGUGGCCCUUUUUCUGAACCGGAAGCGGUCGCGCUCGCUGACUUUGUGCGGAACAAUGUGGGCCCGGCCCGGAUACGGACGUACAUUGCGCUGCACUCGUACUCGCAGCUGCUGAUGUUCCCGUACGGCCACACGGCGGACCGUGUGCCGAACUACGACCAUCUGCGGUCGAUCACAGAGAAAGGGAUCGCCGCGCUGACGGCAGUCAGCGGAACAUCGUACCGCGGGGGAAGCAAGUACGAAACGAUCUACCCGUCGAGCGGUGGCUCGAUCGAUUGGGCUUACCGUCCCGGUGGCGUACCGGUGUCCCUGACGUUCGAGCUGCGCGGGCCGCCCGAUUCCACCGACAUGUUCAUACUGCCGGCGGACCAGAUCCGGCCGGUCGGGAAGGAAACGCUCGCGGCAUUCGUGGCAAUCGUGCAGGAAGCGGCCCGCCUCGGUUACUAUGAUAGCUAGGAAUAAAAAUAUCUUCGUGGCACCCGAAGCCGACAGCCCUUCGUGGGUGAUGCUGAUCGAACCUGCGUACAUGCAUCGCUAAAUUUAUACGCCAAUUUAAUUGAUCGAUGUUUUGUCCCCCUGUGCGUGAGAGUGGAGUUGAGUGUGUGAUAAGAUAAGCAAAGGCGAAAAACGGGAAAGUGUACAGUAAAAAAACCAAUCCAUGGAGAAAA